CCCCAUGCUUUUAAUCUAGAUGAAAUAAUCAUUCACCCAAAGAAAAUGUCAUCUAAUUUUUAGUGGUUUCUAUCAUUUUUUUUUUCUGUUUAACUUUAUUUGGUGGGGGAAGGGUUGUAUUUGAGUGGCUGCACGUAGCUGGUGGAUUUUACGGCAAUCGGCUUUCAAAGAGGAACAUUUUUUAUUCUCGGGAAGACAGCAUGGGAGGAUGGCGUUCCAAACCUGAACCCAACAAUGGGUGGGGCCCUCCAUCGUUUACCUCCCCUGGCUCCUUGGACAGGGUGGGGCACCUGGGGACAUCUGAGCUGGAAAGACCCAGGAGCCAUGGCAGAGACACUAAGCCCCUUUGUGCUCUCUCAUCUCUCUCAGACAGACAAAGUGCCAGCACAGCGGCCCCGACAAUUGCCUCUGCCCCCCGCUUCCUGGAACACACCAACAUACAGCAUUUGGUCUUAGCCUUUUUCGCGGGGGUCCUACUGACAAUGCUGCUGCUGGUCCUUAUCUUCCUCAUCAGAAAGAGCUACAGGAAAUGUCACUCCAGUCCCUGGGCCCUGAAUCCUCCCUUAGACCCUCACUCCAGCCGAGAUCCUCCGGCCAAGCUUUCAUCCCCGGAGGAAGCACUUACCUAUGCGAGCGUAGCUUUCAAAAUCUCAGAAGAAAAGAGUGAUCCCCUGACCAAGAAGCAUUCUGAACCCUUGGACCCAGUUGUAUAUGCUCCAAUCAAAGUGACAGACUCUCCCUGCCUUUCCAAUGAGGCUUGAUGCCAGUCCCUCUUAUUCUCGGCUCCAUCUUUAUAUAUCACUUUCCCUUAGGACAAAUUCUGGACCACAGCGUGGCCAAACUAGAGUUGGAGCUGUUUGGGUGGGAUCUGGAAAUGUUAGCCAGCAAUUGUGAAGACCGAGGGGGAGUCCUUCUCUUGGCCUGAGAAGAGACUGCCUGCCCUCCUGCUUGGACGGACAGCCUGCUAGCCCUUUGAGGGCUGAGACAGCCUCCCCGGUCCCCUUCCAAAGUGUGUGGUACAGAGCCCAGCACACAGAGUGUUCAGUCAGUGCCACUGACCAACUUGGGAGAAGUCAGCCAAAUGGGCAAGUUAGCAAGAUUUACAAAUAAAAGCAACCCCUCUUGCAA
Molecule: messenger RNA, 1128 nt
Organism: Leptonychotes weddellii (Weddell seal)
Lineage: Eukaryota; Metazoa; Chordata; Mammalia; Carnivora; Phocidae
Gene: C4H1orf162
Product: chromosome 4 C1orf162 homolog
Source: RefSeq, a predicted model, not a curated record